AACCUGAUACGACGAUGCACAGUCAAUUUUCAACCGCACACCAGUGAGAGUGUUUUUCCCCCCGGAUCGUACAUAUACCAAACCAGAAAAAGGACGAAAAAAGGGAGAACUUUUCAUUCUAUUUUUCAGACUGCAUUCAACAAGGUGUACACCCCAUCGUCGUUCGUUCGUUCGAACCGAUGUUUUUCCUGGCGAUUUAGUUUAUCCUCCGUUCAGCAAAGGACAAGUGCUGUGAACUAUCGGCGGCGAAAGUGCCCUUCCUCGGAUUCCCUGCUCGUUAUUGUUAUUAUUAUGGUUAUCAUCAUCCUUGUGUGAGCUAUUUUUAAACCAUUGGACUUUUUUGCCAACAUCACUCUACGACCGUACGCCAAUCACCGUCCUCCAUUUCAGCAUAGAGUGUAAUGAACGACUGUAGAAUAUCGGUGACUUUUCAGUUUCCGCAAAUAGUUUAAUCAGAAUUGAAAUCACGGGCCAGUGAGGCUAAACUCGAUUAGGGCAGAAGACGACGAAGCCCAGUGAUAUGAGGCAGUGCAUUCGAGAAAUAUAAGUUCAAAUGCCAAAGUAGCUUCGGUCGUACUGUGCUGAAAAACUUCGUUAGUAGUUGUAUGCGGAAAACAAAGAAACAUGCACCUCUUGGCUUUUCGAGCGACUUGGAGAGGUUGUGAUACCAGUGAUAACUAAUGUUUGGCAUCGAAAUUGCGUUGAAUGUGAAGCGAAUUUUUUUGUGGAAAUGAGCCACUAAAACGGGAACGGAACUGUUCGGAGAGUGUGUAAGCGUUGAAAGUUUUUCGGUAAAAAGCAUCUGUGUGAUUUUAAUAGGGUUAAAAUAAACGAUAAUCGAUAUUUUUAAUGAAUCAUACACUGAUCCUGAUUCGCUACAGUGGGGUGAUAAUUACUCGUAGAGCAGUAUUGCCUCGUUGAGUAAGACUGGGAAGCAGAUCUAGAGAAAAACAUUCAGCAAAACCGCAUUCGUUUCCAUUUUCAAGACCACAGUCACCCCUGCUAGGGCGCAGUGGGGUGACUAGACCAUUCGAAAAAUAUAAAAUGCGCGUAAAAUCGAACGGGAAUAUUGUCUCGUUUUGCAAUUCCAAGAGAAAUUGUUCGAUUGCAUCAAGCGAACGCAAGGUCUCGAUUCGACAUGACCAAAAUAGAGGCGAUGGAGAAAGGACCAUUGCAUCCUGCCAGCGACUGCCAUGACCCGCAUCAGUCCCAGCAUCAGCGGUACCUUCAGUAUCUUCCGCACAAGCGGCGUAAGAUGAGUUUUAAGUUACCAAUCAAAUGGAACCGGAGACGGUUCUAUCUCUGCCUGAAGGUGAUAUUACUGUUUGUGGUGUUCGGUCUUUAUUUUGUGCUACUGCUGCGGGAAUCGAUGACGGCGCUGUCCACCAAUAGGAACAAAGUCAGCGGAAAGAAUGAAGCUCACAAAGCCUCCGUAAACGGCAGAUCAUUUCGAUCCAACAAGAAAGGCACCCCAAAGCACCAGGGAAAUCAACAGCACCCGCCCUCGACAGAUGUGCAUAAAUCUUCCAGAGGACGAUCGGGAGCAACCAGCAACCACUCGACCCUGAACCCCGUCUACGAAUACUCGGAGGAAAUGAACGCCGCUGCCGAGGCCGACUUCAACGAUCGCCGGACGGUGUUAUGGAAUGUUUGCGCGGAACAUCGAAUCAUCGACAAAUACUCACCGAACGCCUGGGAGUUCUUCAUUUCGCCUGGACAUGGAUUGGCGUGGUGCAGCAUUUUCAAGGCCGGCAGCAGUGCGUGGAUGUUCUAUUUCAAUCUUUUAGGGGGAUACGAUCACCGAUUUCUCCAGCGAACACGAGCCUCUCCGAUCGAUCUUGCCCGAAGGCGCUUUCCACGGCCACGUAAUUCCGAACUGAACGAUAAUCUAGCCAACACAAUAUCGUUUCUUAUCGUGCGUGAACCCUUUGAACGGCUAGUUUCCGCCUAUCGAGACAAACUAGAAGGAUCUCGCAAUACGUACUACCGACUACUUGGGCAACAGAUUGUAGCGAAGUUUCGCAAAAAAGAUGACAAGUUUGCGCUGGUAAAUUUACUGUUCAUUGUUCCGAAGAACAAUUACCAUUUUUCUUUUCCACAGAAACAACCUAAAGGACCAACGUUUCGAGAAUUUCUAGAGUUUCUUGUCAGCCACUACAAAAGUGGCGGUCGAUUUGACGAACACUGGAGUCCGAUUUAUUUGUUCUGCACUCCUUGCAGCAUCAAUUUCACUUUGAUUGCCAAGGUUGAGACUUUGCAGCGGGAUAGCGAAUACAUCAUACGGCAAGCUGGGCUGGAAACGUUACUGCUGAACAAACUUCCCCACGAAAAAGCGCGCGCCAUCGAAAAUCGAUCGGCCACCAAAACCAGGAAUGUUGUUUCCAGAUAUUUUUCCCAAAUUGACGAGCGACUUCUGACGGAGGUACUCGAAAUCUACCAGCUUGAUUUCGAGCUGUUCGGUUACAACAGCACCAAAUACUACAGCUAUGUACAGGAAUCGUUUGGGGAAGCACAACAGUGAUAAGAGCGUUACCAUGAAAAAGAAACCACCUCCACGAUACAUACAAACAAGACUAAUCGCUAGAAUCGUAAGACGGACAAAGAAUAGGCAGCAAACAUGGUGUCCGUUCUGUUAAAAAUAACCAUAUACACUUACAACACGACUGUAUAUUUUUGUGGAGCGGAAAACAAACACAAUUGAAAAAGUUAACGAUUAUUUUCGUAGGUUAGGUUCACAACGUAUGUUUAUGAAAUGUAGAGGAAGAGUGAAUAGGCGUCCAGGGAAAUGUAAUAAAAAAGGACAGUUCUGCGAUUCCGAGCGAAAGGACAAAAACCCACCUCGUUUCGACGUCCGUAAACGCUGUGCAGGGCAACAGUCCGUUGCCAAUCAACCAAAUUUUAUGUUACCAACAUGUUAUAUGCAUAAAUGUAAUUUGCAAACCAAAUAAUUGUUCCGCCCAAAAUUAAAACGCAAACUAUGCUUAGUUCUCUAGGCGGUGAUUUCACACACGCUAAAAUGGCAUGUCAUGCAGAUUAUGACGUGUAUCAAAUUCAUAGCAAUGUUUGUACAUUUAAUUCGCAUUCUCUCAAUUGUCUGAACACGAAAAGAUCACAGUUAUCAUUUAUCUCCCAAGAGAAACCGAUUGAUAUAGAAGUAUUGAAAGACUCAUUUCAAACCCCGGAGUGCACCAAGUGGAUGAAAGUGCCAAAUUUAUCGCGAAAAAGUGAUCGUCUUCGCCGGUCGUUCUAUUAAGCCUUCCGGAAAGGUGCUAUACACAUAUUUUUCGAUGGAACCGAACAGAUCAACACUGACACGAACACAUACACAUAACCAUUUGGAAAACCCAAACAUACACACACAGACACUCGCAAACAAAACUGAGAACUGUAAAAACUUAUAAUUAACUACCCUAGAUGUUGUAUCACCAAUGAUAUAUUCACAAACCCCAGCACCAAGCAAGUCAUAGCUACGAAAUUGUUUUAAGGAAACCGAUAAACACACAAAACAACUUAAAAAACGAACGAACUGCUCGAACUAGUUAUACACGAACGUUAGUGUCACCAUACUAUAUGUGGAUGUUUAGACCGAAAGAACUGUUUCAAAAAAGAUUUAUUUUGAUAGUAAUAUUUGACAUACCUUCAAAAUCUAGAAUGUUAAAAUCGAUUCUAAAUAUUUGACUUAAAUCACAGAUUUACGUUGAUGAAAAAAAAAAUCAUUAAAAACUAUUUAAGUUUCCAUUCGCACACUAUUCGAAAUGGCUUAUACUAAGUGAAGAAAAACCAAUUGUACUAAUAAGUGUCGUUGUCAACUGUGUACCUUGUAUUUACAACCAUAGAAGAAAAUAAAGAAUAAACACAA
Molecule: messenger RNA, 3859 nt
Organism: Wyeomyia smithii (pitcher-plant mosquito)
Lineage: Eukaryota; Metazoa; Arthropoda; Insecta; Diptera; Culicidae
Product: carbohydrate sulfotransferase 11
Exons: 4
Coding region: 1139-2521 (460 amino acids)
Biological process (GO): carbohydrate biosynthetic process
Cellular component (GO): membrane
Molecular function (GO): sulfotransferase activity
Source: RefSeq, a predicted model, not a curated record